AAUUCUGUUAUCUGUUCCUCCUUGUAUCGAGCCCAUAUCUGUUGCAACUUAGAAUCAUAACAAGCCUCCGUAGAAGUGGAGUGUGCGUCACGCCCUAACGAUGGCAUCCUCAGACUCUGAGAACUGCUUAUCCAAAGGUUCCAUUCAGGAGCCCCCCAGUUACAAUACCAUCGCUCCAUAUGCUCCCCCUGUAACCCAACCUCCAUCUGCUCCCCCUCCAGAACUGGACAGCACCCAGCUUAAAGGAGUUCCACCGGGACUGGAAUAUCUCCUACAAAUAAACCUCUUAAACGUGAAAGAAAAAUUCAAGGUGUCCCAGGGUUACGGACGCUCCUUCGAAGUUCUAGAUUCAGUUGGCCAGCGGGUGUACCAAGCGGAUGAGAUUGUUCAGUGCUGCGGACCUAUCUACAAUACAAAGAUCCGGAAUAACAAUGGGGAGAACAUCAUGGAAGUGGUCCAGAAUUGUGAAUGUUCCUGUACUCGUAAGGUGAAGGUGUUUGAUGCCUCUGGAUGCCCCAUAGCGUUUGUCAUCCUACACUGGAAUAAUCUCGUCACCCACCUUUCCAUCUUAAAUUCAACCGAAGAACUUGUCCUCCUUAUCGUUGGACCUGGAUUUCACACCAAUAUCUUCGGCAAUGUCUGCUUUGAGGUAAAGUCCCGAGAUGAGCAGCACGUGGUGGGGAUGAUAAAAAAUGAGAGUGAGCAGUUCGUAGUCUCCUUUCCGUUAGAUCUUGACGUGAUGAUGAAAGCAGCUUUGUUAGUGGCCAGCCUGUAUCUGGGCAAUCUCAUUCACCAGAAGAGGAUUGAGGUCAUGAGAAAGACAAAGGGACGGGCCAACCAUGGUUCGUCAAUAUGACAUCACUUCAAAUCUGCUGACAUCAUGCAAAGGCCAAACCUGUAUCACUCUUAUACAAUAUACUGCAUCUAUCUGUAACAUAUAAAAAGCAGACUAUCGCACCUUCAUUUUCCAAUCAGUAACACUUCUGCAGAGCAUUGAUAAAAUAAAUGCUACGAGUAUAAAUGUAAUCGUUUAUCUAUCCUCUCAUUUUUAUAAAUAUGUAUUGGUGAGGUCCUAUCCUGGAACUGGUCGCCUCCAUCUUGCCUCCUUGUCAAUCAUCGACAAAAAUGUUUCCCUUUUCUGCCACUAAACAUAGAUACUGGCAAAGGAGAAAUCAAAAUAUUGUUUCUCUUCCACCUCUUCAUUUGCAUUGUGUGCCCUGAGUGUGCCAGGCUAUAAAUGGAUUGUGACGCCACUUGCUUGAUUUGUAAUAUACAUUUACAAAGAAAAUGGAGCCUCACAUGAAAACAAUCUUGUGCGUACACGUUUUUCAAUCUCAGUUUCCA
This is a messenger RNA of Pelobates fuscus (common spadefoot toad), 1344 nucleotides long. Its product is annotated as phospholipid scramblase 1-like. The transcript is spliced from 8 exons. The record is from RefSeq and is a predicted model, not a curated record. Gene Ontology annotation, cellular component: plasma membrane. Gene Ontology annotation, biological process: plasma membrane phospholipid scrambling. NCBI's taxonomy places the organism in Eukaryota, Metazoa, Chordata, Amphibia, Anura, Pelobatidae. The coding region runs from base 101 to 856 and encodes 251 amino acids. Gene Ontology annotation, molecular function: phospholipid scramblase activity.